This is a messenger RNA of Seminavis robusta, 6693 nucleotides long. NCBI's taxonomy places the organism in Eukaryota, Bacillariophyta, Bacillariophyceae, Naviculales, Naviculaceae. The record is from the annotation of a GenBank genome assembly.
CCGCAAUCCAAUCAAAAUGCCCUCACAACAAAGACUAACCAUGACCCCUCGUCCUUUGCUGCACCAAAGAUCAACGGCGUGCUGUUUUUGAAAUUGCUAGUUCUGAUUGCAGCCUUGGGUAGAAGAUGCAUCAAGUAACUUCCUUGCUCUCUGUGGUUUGAGGUUUGGUAUAGACUCGCUAGCUAUCGGUACAUGUACCGGUAACAGGUCGACCACACUCGACACACAAGAGACCUGAGAGCUCGGGACGCACACAAGAUCUGAAGUCGUCCAGUAAGAACAGCAAGAUCGUCAUGGACUCGACUCGACUCGACUAAGUCCCAAGUGCCAACUGGGACCGCGGGAACAAAGCACCUUUGAAAAGGAAGCAAGCCAAGAUAUCAUGACUGAAGCAUGACUCGCAGGAUCUACCAGUACAUGCACAGUACAAACCUUUUCGUCUUUGGCUGGCUACCAGGUACUGUCUUGCAUUCAGCAUGGCUCCACUGGACGAAACCUUCCAGUCUCCUGCUAAGGUAGUACGGCACGGUAGUUGAGCUCACCUUUUGGCUCACAACUCGGAGAGACGAAAAACAAAAACAUAACACAAAAACAACACAAACACACACAAACACAAGCAAAAACUCAAGUAUCUUUACCAAUCCAAAAGCAAAGUAUCUAUCAUGAAGUUUCAACUGUCUUCCUGGCUCAUUUCUGUGACCGGCGCCGCGGCAUGUGUGUGCCUGCUGCUAAUCAAUGGAGUUCAAGCUCAGGGCGUUGCCGUUCCAUCAUCCAAGCAGAGAUUCUUGCGAAACUCUGGUCGCGUACAGCCUGAUGAUUCAAUAAGCCAGGGUGCCGCUCUCGCGUUGCAUCAGCGCACGGACAAGUUCUCGGAUGCAGUGGAUGCAUUCGCUGAAAAGUGGGGCCAGCAAGACGGCUCCCCCCUCGAAAUGGAAGCCUUCUAUCAGGAAAUGCAAGAUUUCCACGUGGCCAUGACAGCCAAUCCUGUUGCCGUGUCCAAGGCAAGCUUUGACGAGAAGGUGACCAUGGUCAAAGAGAUCCAGAGGAGUUUCUCGGUUGUAGAGAGGAUCCUCUCAUUGAUGGAAACUUCCAACACUACCAUGUUCCUUCCCUUCGUCUCGGAAAUGAAAAACCAAAUGCUAGCAGCUGAAUCCAUGACGGACGAUGUUCUAGAGCUGCUGGACGACAUGGCAGAUGACAAGACAGUCGAUAUCAACACUGCGGAUGUUCACAAGCCAGACAACUCCAGCCCUCUUCAGGCCAAAACUCGUCGUAGUCAUCGUCGUUUGAACAAUUAUGCCAUGGACGACGAUUUCAGUGCAUCACGAUUCAAGCCAACAUCGUUCGCUCAUCAGGACGCCUCUGAUGGCGAAUAUUACCACAAGUCGUGGAAAGUCUACCAUGAACGUGAUGACGCGGAUCAGCACUGGCAUGGAUUCAAGGAUCACCGUCAGUAUCGUUCCUGGAAAGGAAAACACACCUCAACGAAUCCCCACAGCCGCCAUAUCUUUGAUGCCAUGGAAGAUCUCCACACUGGCAACUUUGGUGGUCUUCGGGAGCGUGUCUUGCGCAAGGGUGAUCAUAUGCAUGAAAAGUAUCAUCGUCCCGACAAUCUCAAGAAUGGAAGACGAAAAUUGACUUCAACGCAGAAACGGGCUCAAUGCGACCUUUUCUUGAGUUGCGCCAAAACCAUGAAUUUGUACGAUAUGGUCUUUUACCAUUUUUCCGAUUAUAUUGACACGACCUCGGGGAGAUUUGCAGAAAACUUUAGGGUACCACGUGACUUUGACAUUUUGGAAGUCGAAGCUAGUAUUAAGGCUGCCAUUGCCAAGGUCGAAAAACAAAAGGAAACACAGCAACGAGAACAAGCAUGUUCCGACUUGCUCGAUCUGUUCCACCAGAACGAAGCGACCAAAGAUCCCGACUAUUGGAACUGGAGAGCAGGUGCAGUGAGUGAGGUGUGCUAUGCCAGUGGCACAACCAAAAAGAUUGAUCUCUAUCUGAUCAAGGAACACAUUGGCGAAAAGGCCGCAACUCGUGUUCUGCAAGAGACUCUGGAGGCUGCCAAAGUGUUGUAUGAUACGCGUGAUCAAGUCAAACACAAGGACGAACCAUUUGUCUAUCUGGAUGCAGAUGAAGGAGUCAGAUUCCCAAAAGAAGUGCAUGGGCUUUCCAAAGAUAGCGAAGGCCGCCCAGAGCUGAGAGUGAAUCUCGAGGAAUUCUACUCAUACGGAAAAGGAUAUGUCCAAAACUUGAAUGAGUUGACUCAAAUGUAUGGAAAGGGAGAUAUCUGUCCCGGCAAUCUUAAGAACGGUGGGAUUGGGAUUGAUGGAGACCUUCAGUGCUCCUCAUCGAAUCCCAAGGUUUCCGUAUGCACACCUUUUUUGGUGAUUGGUGGUAGCGGGAUAUACUUGCUUCCAACUACGGACCUCCCUGUAGCCAAAACCUACCUUGGUGCAUCCGUUGCUCUUGGAGGAAGCAGGCUGAUAUUGGAAGUGAAGAACGGGGAUGUGAACCCUGACCCACACGAAAUUGCUGGCUACAAGCAGGAUAAAAAGAAUGGUUUCAAUAACAAGUGGGAUGACUGGGAUGAUGUCAACCAACUGGUCAGGCACGCGCAGCUGUUCGUCAAUGCCACCCAAACACCGGACAUUGCUCGGAUCCCAAAGUUCAGAGACUAUUUUCUAUUGGUCGCUGGCGAUCAUGUUGUCAAAGAUUUCUUUUUCUAUGAUUUGAACGAUGCCAAGGAUGAGCUCAGUAACCAGAAGGGUUCCCGUUGCAUUGUUGAGAUCAAAGAUGGGAUCGCCAUGGACCCAGCCAUCACCAACACAGAAGGUUUUGCGAAGCACUGGGACAAUGAUGCUGACAAGAAACGGCUAACAAGAGUGGCUCAGAGCUGGGCAGAUUCCAAUGAUGUCUUUUUCAUUUUUGUGGUUGGUUCUGAAGACAAGGCUGUAGUCACUGGUUUCUUUUCUGAUGUGGAAACGCUCCUAAAAGAAGGAAAGCGGGUUCACGCCCGUGGAGAAUCAUUCCAGAUGUUUGUGGUUCAAAAUGGUGAAAUCCAGAUCGAUGAAGAUUCUUUUUCAAUGAGAGAUGGAUAUAUCAUAAACUAUGACAAUCAAGCAGAGGAACGGAGGCAGUUGGAAGUGGCACAACAAUCGAUUGCGUCGUUGUUCUACCUGAUUGUGUGGCAGGGACACGGAGUGCAGGGUUACUUCUACAGCUACCAUUCAACGCUUAUGGCUCUGGGAAGAAUAGCAGGCAAAAGAGCAGCCUUUGCCGUCUUCAAUGGAGAAAUUCAGGACCCCCACAAGCUGUGGCUGUUCCAAGGAGGAAUCGAUGUUGGUAAUAUCUGGGAUGAUUGGGAUGACAUAAAUGCCAUGAUGAAAGAAGCCCAAGAUUCCCUCAGCGGUUUGACAUGCUCCCCACGCCCAUCCAUUGCUGAACAAGGUGCUGAUGACGAGUACGCUGGUUGGUAUGAUCUUCAUGAAUGCGGCCAGUGCAAUUACUAUUGUAGCUGGAUUGGAUCAAGUGGUUCAGGCGGAGACCCGAGUGUCAAGACUGAGUUUGGUGAAAGCAAAUGGGUUUGCCAGAAGAACGGGGUCGAUUCAUACUCGUAUCCACUUCCAUUCAACUUCAAAAGAUGCAACGCAAUCGACCCUUUGCUCAACUCCACCCGCAGCGUCUUUGGAGACACCUCACCGGGACAGAUAGCUGCACUUGCAGAGGUUGGCAAGGAACCGGUCAAGUUUGAUGAAGCUUUUUGUCCGGGAGAUUGGGAGUUAGCGGAGGAAUCCAAGAACUUUGACCCAAGUUCGCAAACACAUGGAAUCCGGUGUGUCAGAGAGUACACAGUGGCUUGCGAAGAGGAUUGUGCCAAGAAGCAAUGUGCCGAUACAGGAGGCCAGUGGAUCACAGACGUCGACAACACUUUUAAGGACACAAGCUUCAGUAAAACGCCUUUCACCUGCUUCUAUGGUAAGGGUUGUCCCUCUGGUUGGUCUGGUUCUUUCGCGCAGAAUGGGCUCGAGUGCACGAAGACCUUGUCUCAGCAAUGCGGCACAGAUUGCGCUGAAAAACAAUGCGGCGAUCAUGGUGGCUCUCUACUAGAGGGUGAGCAGCAGGCUACGUUUGAAGCAUUCGGGACCCACUUCAGCCUUGCCAUGUCCGAAGAGGGAGACGUCAAAGCCGUCGGGCAAAAGGGUGCCGUCACGAUCUAUCGCAAAGGAUCCACAACGCUAACAGUCAAAUGCAAAGGCGCCUCUUGCUCUCCAAACUUUGGGAAGUCGGUUGCUGUUUCAGCUGAUGGGUCAACACUUGCUGUUGGCCAGGUUGGCGAUAAACAGAAUGAUGGACAUGUUCGCCUCUUUGGUAUCGAUGGUGAUGAGCCUGUAGAACUCUGGACUUUCUUCAAUGCCGACAACGACUCGAACACAAAGACUUCUUCCUUUGGUACAAGCCUCGCCUUGAGCGGCAACGGCAAGCUCUUGCUAGUUGGUCAACCUGGUCAUCAAACAAACAAUGGAAGGGUCAUCCUUUAUGAGCACCGCAGCCCAAAGAAUUGGCAAGAAAUCUUUUCUGAGGCUUGGCACACACCAAACGCCCAACUAGGAGCAUCGGUUGCCAUGUCAAAGGAUGGAUCCAAGCUAGUGGCUGGUGGAAAGACUCAUGCUCACGAGGGUGUCCAAGGCACUGGUGUAGCUUCUGUAUGGGAAAAGGAGGGAGCCGCCUACAAGCACAAAAUCGACUUCUUCGGCGACGAUGGGAGUUCUGAAUUUGGAAGUGUUGUUUCAAUGUCAGCAGACGGCCAGAUUUUCGUUGCCAGUGCUCCUGGUUGGAACAAUGGUGCCAACACAAACAGUGGGAAAUUCAAGGCCUUUAAGCGUGGCAACAAGGGGUGGAACCUUCUGAAACAAGUCGAGUUUGACUGGAAAAAUCACCGCGUCGGCAGUUCUAUGGCAAUCUCUCCUGAUGGCAAACAUCUCGCUGUUGGGUCAAUCAGAGGUGGUGGAUCUGGAGGCAUGGCCAUGGUCUACAAUACAAAAGACUGGACCGAAGAAACGGCGUAUGGAGAAGGCGAUGCCCUACACUGUGGUGCUGCCGUUUCAAUCUCCAACUCUGGAAGCUGGAUGAUAGGAUGCAAAGCCGGCUUCGUUGCUUUGAUGGAUUCGUUUCCCACCACGUCAAUCAGCGUGACCAAAGACUCGAUGCUCAAAAAGUCAAAGGAAGGCCGACCAGGAACUACCUUUACAUGCACCUUGCCGGACACUUACACGCUUGAGCGAAAGCCAGCACUUCCUGGUUUCUGCUGUCUUGACACCCCCGACGUUUCCGGUAUCUGGGGCGAACCAUACACGUGCAAAUCCGAAUGCAAGAACUACGCACCCUCCCUUGCCGGUAUCAGUGUUGGCACCUGCGAUAUUUUCGGUGGCACAUUUUGCCCGUACGAGGAAGCUCAAGAAUGCAGCCCCCUCAAACGAUGCGUGGCACGAUAUCUGAAGGCCGCAAAAGCCCUGGAGGGACAGCAGGGAUGGAACCCAACUUAUGUGCAAUACCUGAGUGACAUGCCAAAUAUCACAGACGCAACUAAUGCCCACUCGUGUGGUCGCGCUCGAGAGUAUUUUGGAUUCGACCCCACCUUCCCAAUCGAUUUGAAGAUCUGUGACGAGAUUGAGGAAUACAAGAACGCUCAGGAGCUUGGUUUUAUGAAUGAUGUGUUUGAGCAAAUGCCUUCUUCUGGAAAGUCCAUUGGAAGUGGUGGAAAGGGAGUUGGUGGAUCCGACGGAGGAAAGGUGGUCGAUGAGAAAUUCGAGGACAUUGUCACUGUGGCAAAGGCUAAGCUAAAGGAUGCAGGUGAACCGGACUCGAAAUGCAAUGCCGAUGCAUUGACCAGUUGGCAGUCUCUUCGUUUUGGUUUCCUCUUGGCGUUUGAGGUGACGGAGGAUCUCUACGAUGCAUUGGAGGGUUUCGAAUGCCCGGAAGAUCUCACGGGCAUUGUCAAGUCACUGUGCGCCGGCAUCAAGAACAUUAGCAUGAUGAUCUUUCUGAUCACUCGGGGCGUUGCUCGUAGCAUUUUGGAACUGACAAACCACCUACUGGAUGCAACCACGUGCGGCAACCUGGAUCCUCAGAGCCAGGGUGAGAUGUUCGAGGCGACAAAGGCUCUGACGGAAAACCUGGGUAGCGUCUACAAUGUGAUUGCCGAGCGCCAGACUCAGACGCACACUGGAAUCAACGCCCUUGGGACCAUGAUGAACAAUCAAGUGGACAAGGUGAAAGAGGUUGAGGCUUCGUUGACCAGCAAGUUUGAAGACGUCAGCAACAACCUGAAACAGUUGACUGCCUCUUUGACUGCCAAAGACGGAAAGCGCAGGUUCCUUGGCGAAGAUUUAUUGGACGAUUCCAUCCCAGAUGAUUUGGAAGAGCUCAAGGCAGAACUAAAGUCGAAGAGUCAAGAUGCAGAAUCUCAAAUGGCCGGCAUGAAAUCGGAAAUGGCCGCAAUGAAAACGGAAUUGUCCGAGCAAAUGUCGCAGAUUCAAGACCUAUUGAAGGCUGUCCUCCUCUCCUCUCCUUCCGCUUCUGCUGGACAGCCUUUGGAUCAAGAAGGGGAAUAGAGUUUCAAUCAAAAGGUAGCACUGCAUUAGUAAAGACGUUCAUGAUCACCGUACUGCCUGGUACCGGUAGUACCGAAGA